Mya arenaria is the source of this 11822-nucleotide messenger RNA. RefSeq names its product homeodomain-interacting protein kinase 2-like. Gene Ontology annotation, cellular component: cytoplasm; nucleus. Gene Ontology annotation, biological process: peptidyl-threonine phosphorylation; peptidyl-serine phosphorylation. The record is from RefSeq and is a predicted model, not a curated record. The transcript has 13 exons. NCBI's taxonomy places the organism in Eukaryota, Metazoa, Mollusca, Bivalvia, Myida, Myidae. Gene Ontology annotation, molecular function: protein serine/threonine kinase activity; protein tyrosine kinase activity; ATP binding. Bases 145 to 3729 code for a protein of 1194 amino acids.
AAAUACGAUUGCUCCUUAAUGGUGACAUGCUUGAACUUUUGAUGAAAUCGUGAAAGGAAGGGUUGAUAAUUUAUUUGUGUGAAAAUAAUGGCUAAAACGACCUUGUUUCGUGAUUAAACAGGAUAUGAACGCCUGGCAGGAUCAAUGCAAGAAGAUCUUUACUUGUCGUCUAAAGCCAGCGCAUUCAGUAAUUUUAAAAAGGUGAAACUUGAGCCAAGUCUUGACUAUGUAGUCGGUCCACGCCACUCCAGCCCAUCCUUCUUUACAGACGGACAGAAAAACUCUUACUUAUUCGCCCAGUCUCGGCAUGAGUCUGGGGACUACCACAAACACGCACACAACGCAAGUUUCUUGUCGGCGUCAAAUCUUAACUUGUUAUUGGACAACGCUGUUAACACAUCUGUGGCAGCCGGAACAUAUAGAAAGUGUGGAAUUAAACGAAAACGUGGUGAUCUAAAUAAUCUAGACUUACAGAUGCAGCUUACACUACCAGAGGGGACUGCGAUUUCCAGUGAUGACGACAAUGGCAACCAGACAAACACAACCUCGAAAAACACAAGCUCUUCGAACAGCGAGGGGGAUUAUACUCUCGUACAACAUGAGGUUUUGUACUCGAUGACAACUGCUUAUGAAGUACUGGAGUUUCUUGGACGCGGGACGUUCGGGCAAGUCGUGAAAUGUUGGAAAAAGGGAACCAAUGAAAUUGUUGCAAUAAAAAUCUUAAAGAAUCAUCCCUCGUAUGCUAGGCAGGGACAAAUAGAAGUUAACAUUUUAUCAAGAUUGAGUCAAGAAAAUGCAGAUGAUUUCAAUUUUGUCAGAGCACAUGAGUGCUUUCAACACAAGAGCCACACGUGUCUUGUGUUUGAAAUGUUGGAACAGAACUUGUAUGAUUUUCUGAAGCACAACAAGUUUCAGCCUUUACCUUUAAAAUACAUCCGUCCCAUCACACAACAAGUGCUAACAGCUCUUCUGAAGUUGAAAAAUCUUGGACUGAUUCAUGCAGAUCUCAAGCCAGAGAACAUUAUGCUGGUUGAUCCGGUUCGAUUCCCAUACAGAGUCAAGGUGAUUGACUUUGGUUCAGCAAGCCAUGUUUCCAAAGCUGUCUGCUCAACAUAUCUUCAGUCAAGAUAUUACAGAGCUCCUGAGAUUCUACUUGGCUUGCCGUUCUGUGAGUCUAUUGACAUGUGGUCCCUUGGCUGCGUCAUUGCUGAGCUGUUCCUGGGCUGGCCCCUCUAUCCUGGCUCAUCAGAAUAUGAUCAGAUCCGGUACAUCUCCCAGACACAGGGUCUGCCGGCCGAGCACAUGUUGAGCAACGCCACAAAGACAACACGGUUCUUUGUUCGGGAAAACACAGACAGCAACUACCCAUUCUGGAGGCUUAAGAAUCCUGAAGAGCAUGAGUUGGAGACCAAAAUCAAAUCAAAGGAGGCCAGGAAGUACAUCUUUAACUGCAUAGAUGACAUGGCACAGAUCAACGUGCCCACAGACCUGGAGGGCAGUGAGCUACUAGCGGAGCAGGUGGACCGGCGUGAGUUUAUAGACAUCCUCAAACGGAUGCUUACUCUGGACCAGGAGAGGAGGAUCAAGCCUGGGGAGGCCCUUAACCACCACUUCAUACGCAUGGCUCACCUGGUGGACUACGCACAAUGUGGCAUAGUUAAGCAAAAUGUGCAAGCUAUGGAGGUGUGUCGACGGCCCAUUAAGUCUGUGUAUGACGUAAACCAGAAUGGUGGUGGUCUCGUUCCCAACCUCGUGCCGUCCAGUACCGCCUCCCUCACUGUCACCUUCAACAACCAGAUCAACGCCCUGCAUUCACAGAAUGGUGGGCAGCCUGCGCCGGAGAUACAGUACCUGCCAUACCCAAUGUCUCGGACAUACCAUACCCUUCCAUACCAAGGACAGCACUUAAACCAGGCCCUGCCCGCCCAGCGUUCUGGAACACAGUUUACCCGAACAGACCCCUUUGCCCAGUCUCUGUGUGUCUCGUCCAUUGUAGUGCCAGGGCUUCAAGGUUUGAACUCACCAACACGAUACAACCCGGUACCCAUGGUGACGCAGGCAGGGGCUACACUGCAGAUUCCACCCCAGCUCAUCACCCAGAGCGCUCAGAUGAACGCAUGGCCAGGUGGACAACAGGUGCUUGUGGCCCCGUUCCAACAGAUCCCAGGCCUGACAGCAGGCACAGCCUCCCAGCGGCCUGUCACCCAGCAGAUUUUGCCUGACAAUCUUGCUGCCCACCAACACAUGCUCUCAGACAACUGGAGACAGUCAUUUGUCCUGGACGGCUUUGAUCAGGCUUCGCUCGCACAGCUGAAUGCGCAGUCCCAGGCAUGGAACCUUGGUAUGAUGCCAUUUGGCCUUGCAACAAGUCGCCAGUCAUCCUCCCACUCCAGCAAGAGGCUCCCAAAGCAGAGAGUGACAAAAGAGCAGGCCUCCACACAUCUUUCCCCAGUAAAGAAGCGAGUGAAGGAGAACACUCCGCCACAGAACUACAACAACAAUCACAACAACAACAAUGCCGCUGUUGCUGGGACCCGUAGUGGGGUGGUACCUGCAGUAGACACUAAUGUUCCUGCCUCUUGGGCCGAGCCACCUGUGAAGUAUGGUUCACGGCGUGACCACCGACAGACCAUAGUGAUCGGAGACUCUCCUAGUCCGUCUGUUAGUGUGAUCACCAUCAGCUCCGACAGUGAAGAAGAUGAGGAGAAUAAGGCUGUCAGAGGGCAAAUAAAAGAGAAGUUGACUGCUGGUCAGUAUCUGCCAGAUCCUGCCUUACUUGACAGAACAGCAGUAGGGGACAGUUUCGACACUUCUACAGCCAGGAAGAACAUCAUCAGCCAUGCAGCGGCAGAUGGCCUCACCUCGAAACACCAGGUGAUGCUCACACCUAUCAAACAUGAGGACAUUGAGACAAACAUGUUGAAUGACGCCUACUUGUUUGGAAGUCAGCUUGGAGGGACAUCAGUGGAUGACACGGCUGCACUGAUUCCUCCAAACAUGAGAGUGAGCUCGACUAAACAAGAAAAAGUUUCGCACUCGCAUGCAAACACUGGAAAACUCAGCAGCCAUGCAUCUAGACAUCAAUUGACUGACAAAUACAAGGACCACAGUCCCCGGCAUGAUAUGAGAGCUUCUCUGGAGAUGGAGAAGAAUCUGUUAGCAGCGCAGGGGAAGCUUGCCUAUGUGUCGCCAACUGUGAGGCAGAGCAAUAACCCCAACAGGCAUACAUUUCAUGGGUCUACCAGCCAGAGCCAGAAGCUCCCUACUUCUAUGGGCAACCUUGGGUUUGUGACCAGACAGGCGGGAGGGAGUCUGUCCCAGCUCUCUCCUGCCCAGCCAGGCUUGCAGCUAGGCCAGCCUGCUGUCCUCUUCAAUACUGCCCCUCAAGUCGAUCUGCACAGGCGACGUCAGGCUAGCCCGAUUCACCACUACCUGUUACCUGCACACCAGCAACCUCAGAUGGGCAUCCCUGCUGCUAUCAGUCAAUUCGGGCCAUUUUCCCCGACCAUAGCACCACCACCAGCUCACCAGAGCCCACGACAUGUGCAGUACGCAGCCCAUCCGUUACCAGCUCAUGUUCACCCAGUGCUGCAGACUACGUCAUCGAUUCCUGCAACAUAUCAUUCACAGAUUGGCCAGUAUCCUGCCCUCAAUACGUCGUCUGGGCUUUACACAUCGUACCAGCUAUCCCCCACAAAAGCAAGGCCUUACCAGUACUUUGCUGGAUAAAGCAAAGUGUGACAUUUUCUAGUGACUACUUCAGAAUUCAAGCUUGUGUUAUAUUUGUCUGUGCUUGAAAAACACAUCAGAUGUUUACUUAUAGUGUAUUAUUAUUAUACCUGUUAAUAUUAGUUUUUUUUCUUGAUAUUUAACUUAAAUAACCUAAUAUUAUUUUAUUGUAUAACCCAAAUUAAGAUAUCUUAGCACAAUUAAUUUAACCUCUGUAGUCAAGAGUUUAAAAAGAGGUGUAUAAAAUAUUUUUAACAUGUGAAACUGUAGUUUUAAGUUAUCUAUUUAGUGUUUAACUGCCAUGUAAUGUAUUACUUUUAAUCAUAGUUGUAUAUAUUUUACUUUUCCCAUUUUAAAUGCUUGUGAGAUUAUUUGUAUAAGUGUUUGCCUGAGCUUACUGCACGUUUUAUGUACAUGUUAGAUAUACAUGUUAUCAUAUGUAAAUGAGUUGCUCCUAUGGACACCUGUGAUUGGUUACCUGUCUCACACAGAACAUCAUACCUAGCAAGUGCAACUUUUUAUUCAUAGCAAACUAGGGUAAAUGACUUCAUUUUCAUUUUGUAUUAUAGGGAUAGAAUAGUAUGCUAAAUUGGUGAGUUUUUAAGUGGUUAGUUCGAAUCAACAAUAAUUAAAUAUUUUAUGGUUAUAUGGUAAUUUUGUCCCAAGUUUUUAUGUUUAAUUUUGCAAUAAUGAAAAAAAAAUGACAUAACUUUUAUGUUUUGAAUUUUAUUAUCCAAAUAAGGUCACUAAUGAUUUAAUAUUUUUAUAACCACGUAAUCAGAUUUGUUCUUAAAGAGGUAUGUAUAUAGGGCUUGUAUUUGAUACAUAUUUUUGUACUUCUGCUUUAACAUUUAGCACUCUAGGUCUACUUGGAGCACUUGUAUUAUAACCGUAAACCCGUUUCUUAAAUGGAAGGUGUUUCAACUAUUUUAAUUGUUAUGCUCUGUGGUAGCCAUCAUUUGGGGUUGAAACAUAUUUUCUGUAUAUUAUGCAUUUUUUCCCACCAUAGUGAAAUUGUAUCAUAGUCAUUUAUAAAUUGUACAUAAUUUUUCAUACAUUAUAUUGACUUACAUCUGUUGUCUAAAAUGGAUAAUAAGAGUGAUUCGCGACUUUAAAUGAGUGAUUAGUAACUUUGUAUCUAUUUGAUAUGAUUAUUGUUUACAGACUAAGAUUAUUUGGACUGUAACAUUGAUUUCCACUCAAACAAAUUAGUAAAUUACUGAAAUGGUAUAUUAAAGUCAUGUUGGAUGUGAUUUGUAAUUAAGAUGAGGUCAUUAUUCAUACAGCUAUUGGAAAUCUAAAAUCAAAUAUUCACUAGUCUUGCAUAAAUUCAACUGUUGUUUGUAUAUAAUGGGUGGUGUACAUGCUUUUCAUCAAAUCAAUGUUAUAUAUUUUGUCAAUGAAUCAUCAAGCAAGGGCAUUUUAGAGCUGCAUUAAUCAGUAAAUAUUUAAUUCAUCACAUUAUUUUUUUCAUCUUGGCUGCACUUGAGGACAUUUCCAUUGUAAGGUAGAGCAGUUCUUGUCUAUCACAGUAUUCCAUUUUAAUGAGUUAGCAUUGAAUGCAGUGGUUUAGCAGAAAUUUAGAUGUUAAAGGAGUAGACUGUGUGCUUAUUUUCGAGACAAACUUCAUGUUGUACAUAAUUGUAAAGAAUGAUCCCUUAAAGAUUGUAAGGGACCAGGAUUUUUUUCGAAUGUGAUACUGAUAGGGUCAGAAUUGCACUUUGAAAGAUAAGGCAUACUAUGUUGGCCACAUUCAGUAUAUUUAUGUAGAAAACAGUAGAUUUCUAUUUUGGGCACAUUUUGAAAAGGAUUUGAACAAGACUUACUCUGCAAGGUAUGUCUUCUUUGGUUACGAAAUGAUCAUCUCACCUGUUUUUGGCUUGGCACUUUCAUUUUACCUAAAUUACAAUAUUUGGCUGUAUAAUUUUGAAGUUUUCACUUAUCUAUGAUAGAAAUUAUUUAAAACGUUUCCGUCUUUAUUUUGUAACCACUGAUCUGUGCCUAUACCGGUCUUGUUCAAACAGAGGCCACUGUCACACAGCAGAGCUCCAAACCGGUGGCUCAGCCAACAUCUCUCUUCUCGUCUACACCAAUCUGCCACAUUCGUAAUUCGCCUAGAGAAUGCAUUUCUCUUCAUCAUUUUGAUACAAUCUUAGCACAUGUAGAUUCCUUGUGUUAUGUCUGACCUGUGUGUGUACGUUUUGGUAGUUGAAGUAUUCAUAUUGAUGUCUUUCAUGAUUGUUGUUGGUUUGUAAUUACUUGAUUUAAAUGUAAUUAAAUGGUUUGGUGCACUUAAAAAGUGCUUUCUAGAAAUAUAUUAUAUUAACAUCCCCCAUCUAUUCAGGGAGUGUCGGGGUGAUGUAUUUUGGUACUAGGUUAUAAUAAACAGUUGUUUUAACAUGGAAUCAGUGCAUAACCUGUCUCAGUUUGCUUUUUUGCCCGAGUUAUUAAAUGUAGGUGUAUGUAUUACAUGUCGUCAUUUGCUAACAUCCCCUACCCAUUUAGAAAUGGUUUAACUUGGAAUGAAUGAAUGAAAUUGCUGCUAUAUUUUACACCCUUUGGUAAUUUGUUAAUGUUAUACCAGAUUCAAAUGACUGGUAUUUGCAGGAUAAGCUUUGGUGACAGUAUGUUUGUUCAGUUUUGAUGAGACCAUAAUCAUCUUGAUUAUGAAUGAUACGGGUAUGACCAUAUGCACAUAGUAAAUGUGUCUUUUGUCAGAGUAAUAGGCAAUCCCCUACUUGUUGUUAUUUGCAUCAUGGAAAUAUGCUGUUUAUCAACAAAUUUGUUUUCAAAAACGACAAUAACAUGAUGAAUUUUAAUGAAAAUGCUCUUUCUAAAUGAAUCCAUAGCAAUAUCAAAUAAGGCAUUGACAUUUCGAGACUGGACAAAAAAUUUUAACGAACUAUUGUUUCAAGCUGUUGAUAGUUGAUUGUCUAGUUAAAUUGCAAAUUAUAUUGUACAUUAUCCUACUGGGCAGCAGAUUUGUAGUGGUGUAUUCUUGUAUGUUAGAAAUAAUUCCUGGUGUGUUCAUUUUGCCAUGUAUUUAUUCUCGGCACUACAGUGCCCGGCUUUUCUCAGUAUUGUACAGUUUGUUGUUAAUAAUAAGAAUAGUAUCUCAUUGUUAAGCAGUUGUAGCUAGUUAUACUCAUCUUUGUUUUUCAUUGUCAUUGUAAAGACCAUUAUACCAUGCAUUUCUUUUAAACAUAGUCUUUAUAGUUUAUGAUUCAGUAUAAGUGAAUAGACUUUGUUCUUUAGGAAGAACAUAAUUAGGUUUGUAGUCAUUCACUCCAUAAGAUAUAGCUAUUAUUAUUUAUGUACAUGUAGCGUAAAGAAGAACAGUCAUGUUUGUUUAGGAGACCUUAACUUGUAACACUAGCAGACUAUCAAGUGUAUUUGACUGUAUUUGUGUGUUGGAUCUUUUCAUGUCUGAUAUGAUGGCCUGAGCGCUUGCUAGAGUACUCUACCAGAAAAUUAAAGGAAUAUUUUUUUGGUUAAUAUCUUGGCAUCAGUUUCACAGAUGUUUGUAGAUUGUGCAACAUUUUUAAGCAAUUUUUUCGGCAUUAAACAACUGGUCAGUCACAAAUAUACUCUUGUAAAUGGAAGACAUUCUCAAAUGCCAAACUGUAGAUGCUUAGCUUGAAACAGUUCAAAUGUUUUUCUGUUAGUGCAGUCUUGGUGCUAUUAGCUAACUAUUUAUUCUAGAUUAUGUCUUCAUUCUUCACAUGUUCUAGUGUUUGUAGUCAAUUUGGGACAGGAUUAGUUUAUACUUAAUUGCUUAAAUAUUUAGUUUCAUUUUGUGUAUUAGGUGUAUUCUACUUGAAGUCUGUACAAACAUCAUUUUCAUCUUGUUUUGACGAUAAUAAGAUUUUGUUUUGCAUGUAGAUGUAGGUUGAUAUAAAAUCAUGCAUGAACAUAUUAUGUUAGCCUGUAAAAAUCAUUGUCCCCCAAUGAAAAGGUUGUCUUUGCAUUUUACCUCACAAAUUUACUGUUUCUACAACUAAUCAUGUCAAAAGUUAUGUGUAAUCCUUUUAUGUAGUAAUAGUAGGCAAGGAAGUUUCAGUCGUUCUAUUAUGAGUUACUAAGUUUUUUGUCACAAACAGACUGUGAAUUAUGUCAGUAUAGAUGUCUCGCUGCAUAUUAUAGCUUAAAUAGUCCCGCCUUUGUUAUCAUUUCAUUUGUGCUGUGUAGUGGAAUGAGUGUAUAUAGUGUACUAGGUCUAGAAUAUAGCUGAUUGAGAUUAUUACUAACACAUUUUGCAUUUAAUGUAGUUUAUUCUCACACUUGUUGUUAAUCAGUUUUACAUAAUAUUUAUAGUUAUUCCUUAAAUUGAACAUUUUUCAUGUUUGUUUGAAUUCUUUUAUCAAGUUUGGGGUUGGGUGUGUAACUUGAUUUUUAUCAAAUCCAUUUUAGUGCAUAUUUGCAUGCUUUUUAAUCUAGAAGUUUGGUUUUAUUAUUGGUCUUACUUAGUUCCCUUUUUUCAAAUUCCAGGCAUUUUAUAUGUAAAUAGUUUGCAGUUUCUUUUCACAUGUAAUGUUUAUGUAUGUCACCCAUGUGAUAGUUGUUGUGUCAGUUUUAAAUAGGUUUAGUUGGUGUUGAUUUAGUAUGGUAUUUUAUUCGGAAGAUUGUGUGUAUUUUGUGCCAUUUACUUGUGUGGAAGCUAAUUAACACUUAUAAUUAUUAAUAGUCAUAGAUAUAAGCAUUCUUGUUGGUAUUAGCAUGUGUAACAGUAUAUUGUGUCUCAUAUAGUAAGUAUUUUUACCAAACACCCACCAUUUAAGCAUUUUAAUGCAUUGUAAUCACAGUCUGCACACAUCAAAUUAUUUAAGCAUCAUAAUUACAUAUUAUGGUAGAGUUAUCUAUAUUCAUGUAGUUCAUUAUCAUCGGCAUCAUCAUCUUUAGUGCAAUGGAGGUUUGUACAAUCCAAAGAUAGUUAAGCUCUUAUCCAUCCCAUUUUUAUUUUGACAACAUCAAUUGUAACAUAGGAAGAACAACUACAACUUGUGGUUUCUAUAUGUAUUGGACAAAACAAAAAAAGGCCUGCUUACUUAAAAGUAACCAUCUUUAUAACAUUGUAGAUGGCAACAUAUUUCUCCUUCUUUGUAGACCAAAGGCAACUUAUGUUGAUUGCCAAUUCACUUUGAAACUUCUUCGUAGACCUUGUUUUGGAAACCUCCAUUGCUGCACUUACAUCACUCCAUGAUUGUUAUCAAUGUGCCUAAAUCAUCCCAGUCAUUGUUGUUCACAUCUAUUGUAGAUAUAUCAUUAUGCAUCAAACCAUUGCUCACAUAAACGAAGCAAAUAUUUUAAAAUUUGAAAUGGAUAUUUUACCCUGUUAUCUUAAUUGCAUCUUAAUGAAUAGUUUUAUUAUGCUGAACUUAUUUAGAUUUAGUCUUACAGAAGUCAUUUUCAUUGACCAGGUGAUUGUUUUCAUAGGAAUCAGCCUUCAUUUACUGUGUCACAUAUCAUCGGUAGAAAAUUUGAACAUAUUGUAAAUUUACCAUUAGGAUCGCCCCAGACUAUUGUACAAUCCUUCUAAUUUCAUGGAUUUCGUUGUCACAUGUAGUUGGUGCUAACAGACAAUAUAACAUGUGAUGCUGUGCAUUAUCAAAUAUCUGUAAGUAGCCUUGAUACCUUGUUAAAUGGUAAGACUUAACGCUUCAAUAGUCCCAUAAAAAGAUACCUACAUAUGCAGCAAUAGGAAUUCAGUGAAAACUUGUUAAUUAAAACUUGUUAGUUAAUUUUAGAGUCCUGUAUUGGGAAACAUUAGAUAUUUAACAGCUUUAUUUGAACUUUGGAGAGAAAAAAAUGCCAAAAUAAAAAUAAUUUACAUAUCAUGAGUUUACUUUUUGUAUUGACAUAUUUUUGAAAACUAUAAAGACUGUAAAAGCAAUUUAUGGUGUUCUCUAUCUGUCUCCAUUAUUUCAUUGAUUUAACCAAUCACUUCAUAAGAAAGUGAUAGUUCAUUUUUUUGAAUUGAUAACUUUAAUUUCUGCCUUUGUUGGUAUAUUUUGGAUCGAUGGGUAUCAUGUAGGCUUGUCAAUACUCCAAUGAAGGAGGUUUGCUUGCGGAUGUUUGGUGGUACCAGCAGUGACUCAUAUAGGUAGUGAAGUGCUUUUGUCGCUGUUCAAGCAGUAUUUCUUUUGCAAUAUAAUUAUAGUGUACAGUGUAGUUGAAAUCAUCUUCAAAUAUAAAGCGUCUCUCUGUAGGGCAAUAAGCAUUGCUAGGCAUUGUUGAUUAAAGGCAUGUUAUGUGCUGUACAUUGUGUUUUGAAAUUGUUGUGAAUAGUUAUGCAGAUAUCGUAAUAUAAACAAAAAAAUACAGCUUAGUUGGAUAAGUGCAUGAGACCUCCUGAAAAUAUUCUUUUUUUUAAAAUACCUCACAAAUGAGCUUCAGUCUUAAAAUUAAUAGUAUUUUGUUUGGCACUGCAGAAAUUUACAUUGCCUCAUUUAUCAUUGUAACUUGUAACGUCAAAUUCUUUGAUCUCAAGCUGUCAUUAGAAUAGAAACAAAAUAAUAAACAUGAUAAGAAAAGGUUCCUGUUGUAUGCUUUACUUAAUAUAAUUCUAAGUGUUUUAUUGUGAUUUUAUGAGACACUAGCACUGUUCACUAUGCUAGAUAAACAAAUAUUUUAUCAACACAAAUAUGUUAUACAUGUACAUCUCUUUUAGGAAGUGAAACAGAAAGCGAUUUUUUAGUUUAAGGAAGUUGAUAGAAUUAGUCAAAAUGAAAACAAGGAAAUGAUAAUUGAACAGUUUCUUUAUAGAAAAUAGUUAUGUAUAGGCGCUUUAUGUUUUUCUAUUUUACCAAUUACGGAUUAAUUUUAUUUAGCAAACAUUUUGCAAAAUCUGCUUUGAAAUGGGUAGUUUGCAUAACUUCGUCAUAUGUAUGACCUAUUUUUCUUUCCAAGAUAAACAUUUUAUCUCCAUUUUUGCUGUUAUUUAACAUUCCAUUUAAAUUAUUAACAUAUAACAAAAAAAUAGCUUUAUCACUUUUUAGAUUUAAAUUAGAAAAAAACAACAUUAAUUAUGGGAGGUUUUAUUCAAUUUUAUUUUUUUCAUAUAUAUUAUAUCAAAUGAAUUUUUGACACUAUGGUACCUAAUGCUUAUAUUCUAUUAUUGUUUCUAUAAUUUCCUCGGCACUUAGUUAUCAUUGUUACAUAGCUUUUGAAUCAUGAGCUAAAGUAUUUAAUCUUUAUUUAAACAGUUGUUGUAUUCCAUAUGUUUUUGGUACUGUUAGCUUUUCUUUAUCCAGUAUCUUUGAUUGGCUGUUUCAAAGGAUUGUUUGUAACACAGCUGACUGUGGAAGCAUCGAAAAAUGUAGUGUUAACUGAUAUAGAAAUGUGACUUGUUAAAAUGGAGGUUGAAUAUUUUUACCAGGUACAUUUAUUAAGGAUAAAACAUUUUUGAUAAAACAGUAUGACUUAGGGUUCAUUAUUGUUGGUGAAAAAGCUAUUUGAUUUUCAGUGUUUAUUUUUUUAUAAUGAAUACAAUUAAUAAAAUACAUUAAUUUGAUUUUACUUAUUGUAGGAAAAUUCUAAUAAAUUGGAAUAUGUUCUGGCAUUAAAAUUAGCAUUGUAUAUUGUAAUUGAUAAGAAAUGGCUUGUAUAUUGAUACAGUAGGCUGUAAUAUUGAGAAACGAUACAUUGAAAUGUUCUGUACUUGGCUUUCACAGACAGUCUUGUGUUUAUCUUGAUGUGUGCAAUACCUCAUUCCUAACACACAUGCUCCUUCCACCUGCUGGUCCAUACCACAUGUACAUGUCCGCUCAAUGUGAUCCUUGUACAGCCUUGAAACAUAGUAAAUGUGGUUCAGUCUGCAGUCAGUAGCCUGGAGUUGAAAAUGUAUCUAAUUAUUCAAAAUUAUUGUACACCUUUCUGAUAAAAAUCAACUAAUUCAAAAUUAAAAAAAAUAAAUUUUUAGUUAUAAUUAAUAAUUUAAUUAUUGCCAGCAUGCUGGAGAGAGCCAUGUAAACAACGGUGGACCCUGUCUGCCCUUGUAGGACCUUGUGGAUUUCACUUUCACAUGUAUCUGUAGCUAUAUUUUAAUUGCCUGGGAUCAAUAGAAAAAAUAAAAUGGAUUAUAUUCAGUCUAUAAA